CUCGUUACGCGCGAUUGUGCAUGUUUGUCCUUGCUCUGCUAAAGUGCCUGAGAAUUAAACUUUUUGAUUGUUGCAGCGUUCUUCUUGAGUAACAUAUAAAUACCACUUGAACCUCGCUAGCAAUGCUAUUCCAUUCUCACUUCUCUCCAUCAUGACAGUUCCACAAACAUCUUCAUCAUCAGCCAUGACUGCAAAGGCAAAAACAGCAGCUUCUCAAUUCGCAGAAGCAGAUGAAAAAUACAAAGACAAAUUAGAAUCAAUGACGAUGGAAGAACGUGCGUUGCUAGGAUUACCCUAUAUUGCUGCCGAUCCAACAUUGGUAGAUACAAGAACAAACACACGAAAACUUUUACGUCAAUACAAUCAAUCAGAACCAGGUCCAACAUCGCCAAAUGAAACAGAAGGUUUCAACGAUAUCAGUAAUCAAGCAAGACGAGCAAUCCUCGAAAAAUUAUUCAAAAUCGAUUCAGCAAAAGCAAAGAGGAUCUUCAUCGAACCUCCCUUCUGGUGUGAUUAUGGCAGUAACAUCGUCUUUGAAGGUGACUUUUAUUGCAAUUUCAACACAACCAUCCUUGACGUCGCAAAAGUUACAUUGGGACAUGGAGUCUUAUUUGGCCCGAACGUACAUAUCUACUCCGCAACGCAUGGUAAGUUAGGGUUAGGGUUGUAACACUUCGAUCGAUACAAGGAUCGAAAGAAGAUAUUUAUAAGCUAAACGACUCAUACGAAGGUUUGCCGUUUGAUGGCACCGGCGCGUUCCUAGAGGAGCUGUCAUACUGUUCCCAGCUUCAUAAAACGGCACCGUAUCUGGCAUGAUUUUAGUGCCGAAGUCAUAAUGAAAUGAAUGAACAACCCUAAUAGGUGUUUCUGACUCUAACCCUAACUUUCUCCUCUUUCUCUCUUUUCUUUCAUCAGGUACAUCAGUACUAGAACGUGAAACAGGUCAUGAACGUGCUUUGCCUGU
Molecule: messenger RNA, 964 nt
Organism: Meira miltonrushii
Lineage: Eukaryota; Fungi; Basidiomycota; Exobasidiomycetes; Exobasidiales; Brachybasidiaceae
Product: trimeric LpxA-like protein
Exons: 1
Coding region: 152-670 (172 amino acids)
Molecular function (GO): acetyltransferase activity
Source: RefSeq, a predicted model, not a curated record